Messenger RNA from Arachis duranensis, 993 nucleotides. Its product is annotated as protein FAR1-RELATED SEQUENCE 5-like. Bases 1 to 993 code for a protein of 330 amino acids. NCBI's taxonomy places the organism in Eukaryota, Viridiplantae, Streptophyta, Magnoliopsida, Fabales, Fabaceae. The record is from RefSeq and is a predicted model, not a curated record. The transcript has 3 exons.
AUGUCGAUGGACAAAGCAAUUUGUGAAGAAGCAUCGUACAACACUGCAUAUGAUGAUCAUGAUCAGUAUAAUUCUUGCGACGUUACUGUUCCAUCACUUAGUGAAGAUGACACACAACAUGUGGAUAAAGAAAUUUGUGUGUUACCCGAUCACACUGGAAUUUCAAUAGAUGAAAUUUCGUAUGUAGGAUUGAGAUUUAUUUCCUUGCAGCGGGCACAAGAGUUUUAUUAUAAUUACAAAAAGAAAGUUGGCUUCGUGACUAGGAUUAGGAAUACCAACUUUGACAAUACCAGGGAGGAUUCAAAGAUACCCAUUAACCAAUCAUUACACUGUAGUCGUGAAGGUUAUCGGGAGUCUCGAGUGAAAGUAGCAACUCGGGUAAAGAGAAUAACAAUAGUCGGAUGCGAAGUAAGGAUGUACGUGAUGCUUGAUAGGCAGAAUGAUAAUUGGAUGGUCUCCAAACUAGAACUGAAGCACACCCACCCGUGUUCUGCCAAGCAAGCUGUGUAUUACACUGAGUACAGGGAACUGACCAUGCAUGCCAAGUGUGUGAUUCAGAACAACGAUGAGGCUGUCAUACGGCCCAACAAGACUUAUCUCGCACUGGCAAAUGAGGUUGGUGGCUCGUCGAAUUUGGGUUACUCAGAAAAGGAUGUGAGGAAUUACAUUAUGAGCAAUCUGCGCUGUGCUGACGGAAACACAGAUGUGAAGGAAAUGAUUAGCUAUUUCAUGCGAAUGAAAGAUAUCAACCCGAAUUUGUUUUAUGCAGUGGAUGUAGACGAAGCUAACAAGUUUAAAAGUGCACUCUGGGUAGAUACAGGAUGCAGGGCUUCCUAUGAAUAUUAUGGUGACGUGGUAUCGUUUGAUAUAACGUAUAGUAAAAACAAGCACGGACUUCCAUUUGCAUCUUUUGUUGGUGUCAACCAUCACAGCAAGUCCACUCUACUCAGAUGUACUUUGCUGGGAAAUGAGGAAAUUCGUAGCUUCGAGUAG